CAUUCUCAUGUCUUUGAAGUCAUUCUAUUUGCAUUAAAGGACCAAAGGAUCAGAGGCCAUUUGUUACAACCUCACACCUAUAAGUUAGACGCAGGAGAAGCAUUAACACAGUUAACACAGUUUGCUCGCAGCUUCUUUGUUCGCAGCAUUCAAACGUUCAGGAUCAACAACAAAACAUUUGGAAACAUUUACAGAGUCAAUGUCUCAAGAUAACAACAUGUCUCUGCACCCAAGACAGAGUGAUUAUGCCGACCCUGAAUCCUUCAGAAGGGCAUUUGAUUCCAUGAAGACGGAAAAUCAAGAUAUGCAAGAUAUCAUUCAACAAAUGGCGGAGGAUUACAGUCAGCUGAAGGAGAAGAACAGAGAGAUGGAGGCCCAAAUUAAAAACCUCCGAGAAAUCUCCCCACAGGACCAGCCAGGUAAAGAUCUGCAGUACAAGCCUGACUUCAAGAACUUAAACGAAGGUUGGAAAAUUGUGCUCAAGAGAUCGCAGCAGCAAAUCGGAGAAUUACAACAAGUGGAAGCAUGGACUGAUCAGCUGGCAGACAUGUUUGAAAAAAGUGGGAAAAAAUAUGAAAGUUUGCAGAAAAAGCUUGACGAAGCACUGCAAAUAAAUAGAGAACUGCUAAAAGACAAGCAACAACAGGAGGCCAAGUACAGAGAGAUGGAGCGUGAGCUUCAAGACUUGAAAGCAGAACACAAAGAGAUGCAAAAGAAGCUUCCAGACUUGAAAGAAAUACAUGAGACAAAACACAAGGACCAAAACUUGGAAAAAAUACACAAAGAGACACAAAACAGCUUGGAGGAGAAGAACAGAGACAUGGAGGCCCAAAUUAAAGACCUCGGAGAAAUUUCCCAACAGGACCAAACAGGUGACGAUCCGCAGUACUUGCAUCACUUACAGAUCUUAAACGAGGCUUGGCAAACGAUGUUUAACAGUUCAAAGCAGCAAAUAACAACACUCUUGGUCAAAAAGAAAAAUACGGAACAGAAACUCCAAGACUUAAAGAGCAUAGCUAAAGAGAAAGAAGAAAUGGAUGCUUUAGCUGAUGAGAUGGCAGACUUGCUUAAAAAAAGUGACAAAAAAAUUGAAAGUUUGCUGAGUAAGCUUGAUCAAGCACUGCAAUUAAAUAAAGAAAUGCUGAAAGAGAAGCAACAACAGGAAGCCAAGCACAUGGAGACGGUGUGCGAGCUUCGAGACAUCAAAGUAAAGCAUAAAGCGACACAACAGAAGCUUAAAUAUGCGGAACAAAAAUAUGAAGCGACACAACAGAAGCUUAACUAUGUUGAACAAAGAUAUGAAGAGAUGCAAAAGAAGCUUCAAAAAAGUGAGAAAAAAACUAAAGGUUUGCAGGUAACGCUUGAUGAAGCACUGCAGAGAAAUGCAGAAUUGCAAACAGAGAAGGAGCAACAGGUAGAAGAGAUUAGGCAGGCAAAGAAAGUGCAGGAUGAGAAAUACGAAGAACUGAAGGAAAAGCAUUCAGAAAAGGAAAGAAGGUUGGAAGAACUCCAGGAAAGAUGCACCAAACUUAAAGAAGAGAAUGCACAUAUCGUCAGUGAGGUCCACAGACUCAUCCUCAAAAACAAAGAUUUAGAGGAAUACCGCCAGAAACAGAUGAGAAAGUCUUUCUGGUUUUCCAACAGAGGUUCUGCUGCUUCUCCACCUCAACCUGGAGAAAAAUAGGCUGCUCUUCCUCCACCUUUUCUCCAUCUCCUUCAUUUUCCCCUCUCCCAUCUCUUCACCUUUCAGAACACACGCUAAGGAGACUAAAAAAAGAAGCAGCGCCACUGGCUGCUUCAUCUAAUUGGCCACAACAUUCACUAACAGCGCGUCCUAAACAUCACAUUUAUCAUACAACUAAAUAUGCCAUUGAACCUAUCAGUGGUAGGUUAAAACACCAUUCCUCUUUUCCAUCACGCCCCCCAACCGGUCACAGCAGAUGGCCGCCCCUUCCUGAGCCUGGUUCUGCCCGAGGUUUCUUCCUUUUAAAGGGAGUUUUUCCUCGCCACUGUCGCCAAGGGCUUGCUCACAGGGGAUCUUCUGAUUGUUGGGGGGCUCUUUAAACCAACCAAGGAUAGGUUCACUGCCAUUAAAUAUGAGAC
Messenger RNA from Archocentrus centrarchus (flier cichlid), 2103 nucleotides. Its product is annotated as interaptin-like. The coding region runs from base 200 to 1684 and encodes 494 amino acids. The transcript has a single exon. NCBI's taxonomy places the organism in Eukaryota, Metazoa, Chordata, Actinopteri, Cichliformes, Cichlidae. The record is from RefSeq and is a predicted model, not a curated record.